Messenger RNA from Fusarium sp. VM40, 786 nucleotides. NCBI's taxonomy places the organism in Eukaryota, Fungi, Ascomycota, Sordariomycetes, Hypocreales, Nectriaceae. The record is from the annotation of a GenBank genome assembly.
AUGGCAGCUGUACGAGCGGCAGUAAAGCCCGCCCUCGUCAUUAUCCCUGGCAAUUUCAGCUUACCUCGCUUCUGGAGCACCUUCCAGCAGUCAGCCCAAGACAAAGGAUAUCUCUCCGAAGUCGUCGCCCUCAGUUCAUCCCGCGAACAAACCAUUGAUCCCGCACCAGGUUUGGCCGACGACGUGAAGCAGGCUUCUUCUGUUCUGAACAAGCACAUUGACCAAGGCAAGGAUGUCGUCCUGCUCAUGCAUUCGUACGGAGGAAUGGUAGGGACCGAGGCUACGCGUGGUCUGAGUCGCGUUGAGCGUGAGAAAGCUGGUCUGAAGGGUGGGAUCAUUCGCCUGGUGUUCUUGGCCGCUAUUUUUGCGCCGCCGGGUAAAAGCUCGCGGGGUUUGUACGAGGCGAAUCCCGGUCGUUAUCCCCGCCGCGAGGGAGAUUACUUGAUAUGCGACGAAGACACCGCCAUGUGCUUCUACAGCGACCUCACCAAGGAGCAGGGACUUCCACUAGCCCAGGCUGCAUCCAAGGUCUACCAGGCCGUCAGAGUUUUUGGCGAUGAGCAAACCUACGACGGAUUUCACAAGUUGAUUCCCUCUAGCUACAUCCUGACUCGCAAGGAUAUACUUGUACCCGAGCCAGCUCAGCGACAGUUUAUCUCACGACUUGAAGAGAACGGAGGUCGAACUGUGCCUGUGUUUGAAAUUGAUACUGGACAUUCACCUCACCAGACUGAUCCCCCAUUGCUGAUGGAAACAUUGGAAAAUGUCCUUAAGCAAGAUACCUAG